CUUGAAAAAACCUAAAGACUCGCGUUGAGAGACAGACAAAACAAGGACUGUGUGUUUUGUUGUGCUCGCAGUCACAGGCUCUCUCGGUCUCGUGAAGCCAUUAGCAGAGAGAGAGACUAAAACCCUUAUCUCGCUUUCUUCGUUUCUACAUCAUCCUGGCGAUGACUACCUCCCAGGCAGCUCUUGCGACUCUGUUUUUAAACGGUUCCAAUAGACAAACAACGCUUCUGCAGAGAAGCUCAACAAGUCAAUUGUGGGGUUCCGUUAGAUUCCAAACCUCAAAGCUGCGGUCUUUGAAUUUGAACCGAACUAAAGCUGCUGUCUUGAGAUGCUCUACGCCUAGAGCAUCUCUUUCCGUUGUUGAGCAACCGAGCUUGGUUGAGAAGCCUGCUUCAGAGGUUAUCCACUACUACCGAGUGCCUUUGAUUCAAGAAAGCGCAAACGCUGAGCUUCUCAAGGCCGUUCAAACCAAAAUCAGCAACCAGGUUGUCGGUUUAUCAACUGAGCAGUGUUUCAACAUCGGUCUUGAAACUGAAUUAGCAGAAGAAAAGGUGUCUGUUCUGAAGUGGAUUCUUCAAGAAACAUUUGAGCCAGAGAAUCUAGGAACUGAUAGUUUUCUUGAGAGGAAGAAGCGGGAAGGACUCCACGCUACAAUCAUUGAAGUAGGUCCUAGACUCUCUUUCACAACAGCAUGGUCCACCAACGCAGUUUCGAUAUGCAGAGCUUGUGGUUUAAAUGAGGUGACUCGCUUGGAAAGGUCUAGGAGGUACCUCCUGUUCAGCCACGAGCCACUUUCAGAGAAUCAAACAAAUGAAUUUUCCGCAAUGGUUCACGAUAGAAUGACCGAGUGUGUCUACCCUCAAAAGCUGGUUUCGUUUGAGACGAAUGUGGUUCCCGAGGAAGUGAAGUAUGUGCCUGUGAUGGAGAAAGGGAGAGAGGCUUUGGAAGAAAUCAACCAGAAGAUGGGUUUGGCAUUUGAUGAGCAAGAUCUGCAGUAUUACACUAGGCUUUUCAGAGAUGACAUUAAGCGUAACCCCACCAAUGUGGAGCUGUUUGACAUCGCUCAGUCCAACAGCGAGCAUAGUAGACACUGGUUCUUCGCUGGGAACAUUGUUAUUGAUGGGGAGCCAAUGGAUAAGUCUCUUAUGCAGAUUGUAAAGAGCACUUGGGAGGCAAAUAGAAACAACUCAGUCAUUGGGUUUAAAGACAACUCCAGUGCUAUAAGAGGCUUCAUGGUGAACCAGCUACGUCCUCUCCUUCCUGGCUCCACUUGCUUACUCGAUCUCAGCGCACGUGAUCUCGACAUACUCUUCACUGCUGAGACCCACAACUUCCCUUGCGCGGUGGCUCCUUAUCCUGGCGCCGAGACAGGAGCUGGAGGUAGAAUCAGAGACACGCACGCAACUGGAAGAGGCUCCUUCGUGGUUGCAUCAACCUCUGGCUACUGUGUUGGGAACCUCAACAUGGAAGGCUCUUACGCUCCGUGGGAAGACUCGUCUUUCCAGUACCCAUCAAACCUUGCCUCACCGUUGCAGAUACUUGUAGACGCUAGCAACGGUGCGUCUGACUAUGGGAACAAAUUUGGAGAGCCGAUGAUUCAAGGAUACACCAGAACCUUUGGGAUGAGGCUGCCGAGCGGGGAGAGACGAGAGUGGCUGAAGCCGAUUAUGUUCAGUGCAGGUAUUGGACAGAUUGAUCAUACUCAUAUAACUAAAGGGGAACCAGAAGUUGGGAUGCUUGUUGUCAAGAUCGGUGGGCCUGCGUACCGUAUUGGUAUGGGAGGAGGUGCUGCCUCUAGUAUGGUUAGUGGUCAGAACGAUGCUGAGCUUGAUUUCAACGCUGUGCAGCGUGGAGACGCUGAGAUGUCUCAGAAGCUCUACCGUGUUGCCCGUGCUUGCAUUGAGAUGGGGGAGAAGAAUCCUAUUGUUAGUAUUCAUGAUCAAGGCGCUGGUGGGAACUGUAAUGUGGUGAAAGAGAUUAUUUAUCCCAAAGGUGCGGAGAUUGAUAUAAGAGCUGUUGUUGUUGGGGACCAUACCAUGUCGGUGUUGGAGAUUUGGGGAGCUGAGUAUCAAGAGCAAGAUGCUAUUUUAGUGAGAGCUGAGAGUAGAGAGGUUUUGGAGUCGAUAUGUAAGAGGGAGAGGCUUUCGAUGGCUGUACUUGGGACGAUUAAUGGAGAAGGUCGUUGUACUUUAAUAGACAGCACAGCUAAAGCGAAGUGUGAGAAGGAAGGCUUACCUCCACCUCCUCCUGCUGUGGAUCUUGAGCUGGAGAAGGUUCUUGGCGACAUGCCUAAGAAGACGUUUGAGUUCAAGCGCGUUGAUUACGCGCGGGAGCCGCUUGAUAUAGCUCCCGGGGUUACGUUGAUGGACUCUUUGAAAAGAGUUCUGAGGUUACCUUCGGUGUCUUCGAAGCGGUUCUUGACAACCAAAGUGGAUAGAUGUGUUACAGGUCUCGUCGCUCAGCAGCAAACAGUUGGACCGUUGCAGAUCACGCUUGCUGACGUUGCAGUGAUAGCGCAGACGUUCACUGAUCUAACGGGUGGUGCGUGUGCAAUUGGAGAGCAGCCGAUCAAAGGCCUGCUUGAUCCAAAGGCAAUGGCGAGACUAGCUGUUGGAGAGGCUCUGACGAAUCUUGUUUGGGCGAAGGUUACUGCGUUGUCUGAUGUUAAAGCUAGUGGUAACUGGAUGUACGCUGCUAAGCUUGAAGGAGAAGGCUCAGCGAUGUAUGACGCUGCGAUUGCCCUAGCUGAUGCAAUGAUUGAGCUUGGGAUUGCAAUUGAUGGUGGGAAAGAUAGUCUUUCGAUGGCAGCUCAUGCGGAUGGUGAGGUUGUUAAAGCUCCAGGGAACCUUGUGAUCAGCGCUUAUGUUACAUGUCCUGACAUCACAAAGACGGUGACUCCGGAUCUGAAGCUUGGAGAUGAUGCUGGUGGUGUUCUCUUGCAUGUUGAUUUGGCAAAGGGGAAGCGGAGGUUAGGUGGAUCAGCACUGGCUCAGGUGUUUGGUCAGAUUGGGAACGACUGUCCUGAUGUUGAUGAUGUUCCGUAUCUGAAAAACGUCUUCGAGGGAGUUCAAGCUCUCAUCUCAGAGGACUUGGUAUCUGCUGGACACGAUAUCAGCGACGGUGGACUCAUCGUAGCUGCUUUGGAGAUGGCUUUUGCUGGAAACAAAGGUGUAAGCCUUAACUUGGAUUCCAACGGGAUAAGCCUCUUUGAGACUUUGUUCUCUGAAGAGCUCGGUCUGGUGAUGGAGAUUAGCAAUGAGAACUUAGACGCUGUGUUGGAGAAGCUCCGUGGUUUUAAUGUUACCGCUGAGAUCAUUGGGAAAGUGACCGAGUCUCCUUUGAUUGAGGUGAAAGUAGAUGGAAUUACUCAUUUGAGUGAGGAAACGGCGUUCCUCAGAGACAUGUGGGAGGACACGAGUUUCCAGCUGGAGAAGCUUCAGAGACUAGCGUCUUGUGUGGAGAUGGAGAAAGAAGGUUUGAAGCUGAGGCAUGAACCUAACUGGAAGCUCUCAUUUACUCCUUCCUGGACCAAUGAUAGUUAUAUGUUUAAGGAUGUUAAACCGAGAGUAGCUGUGAUCCGAGAGGAAGGAAGCAAUGGAGACAGGGAGAUGUCAGCAGCAUUUUACGCUGCUGGUUUUGAACCGUGGGACGUGACAGUGUCUGACCUCUUAGCUGGAGCAAUCACUCUUGAUCAGUUCCGUGGGAUAGUCUUUGUUGGAGGGUUUAGCUACGCUGAUGUACUCGACUCAGCCAAAGGAUGGGCUGCUUCAAUAAGAUUCAACUCUCCUCUUCUAAGCCAGUUCCAAGAGUUUUACAAAAGACCAGACACGUUCACCCUCGGAAUCUGCAAUGGCUGCCAGUUAAUGGCCUUGUUAGGAUGGGUUCCAGGCCCUCAAGUCGGCGGGUCGCUCGACACGGCGCAGCCGAGGUUUGUCCAUAAUGAGUCAGGAAGGUUUGAGUGCAGGUUCACAAGCGUGACCAUUAAGGACUCGCCGUCGAUAAUGCUGAAAGGAAUGGAGGGAAGUACCUUAGGAGUUUGGGCGGCUCAUGGAGAAGGACGGGCUUAUUUCCCUGACGAAGGGGUCUUGGACCGUAUGCUUCACUCAGAUUUGGCUCCGUUGAGAUAUUGUGAUGAUGAUGGGAGUGUGACUGAGGCUUACCCUUUUAACCUCAAUGGUUCGCCGUUGGGGAUAGCUGCUAUAUGUUCGCCUGAUGGGAGACAUUUGGCGAUGAUGCCUCAUCCUGAAAGGUGUUUCUUGAUGUGGCAGUAUCCGUGGUACCCGAAGGGGUGGGAGGUUGAGAAAGCUGGGCCGAGUCCGUGGUUGAAGAUGUUCCAGAAUGCUAGGGACUGGUGCUCUAAGCUUUAAGAGGCAUGGUUAAGCAUAUGACGUUAUGAAUCUUUUUCUACAGUGUUUUGUUGUACGUUUGGUAUUUGCCGAGUUUUCGAAUCUGCUGUUUAGUGAGAGUGUUCUGACACUUGGGUCUACGUUUUGAAUUUGAUUAUACAUUUUCAUAUGAAGAAAUAAGAAAGUAGUAAUCGAGUA
This is a messenger RNA of Brassica oleracea var. oleracea, 4544 nucleotides long. Its product is annotated as probable phosphoribosylformylglycinamidine synthase, chloroplastic/mitochondrial. The coding region runs from base 162 to 4367 and encodes 1401 amino acids. The record is from RefSeq and is a predicted model, not a curated record. The transcript has 5 exons. Gene Ontology annotation, biological process: 'de novo' IMP biosynthetic process. NCBI's taxonomy places the organism in Eukaryota, Viridiplantae, Streptophyta, Magnoliopsida, Brassicales, Brassicaceae. Gene Ontology annotation, molecular function: phosphoribosylformylglycinamidine synthase activity.